Molecule: messenger RNA, 813 nt
Organism: Brassica napus (rape)
Lineage: Eukaryota; Viridiplantae; Streptophyta; Magnoliopsida; Brassicales; Brassicaceae
Exons: 1
Coding region: 1-813 (270 amino acids)
Biological process (GO): DNA repair; telomere maintenance
Molecular function (GO): DNA helicase activity
Source: RefSeq, a predicted model, not a curated record
AUGGGAACACUCAUGGAAAUCAAUGAGCGAGGACAUGCAUUGCUACUACCUAACGGUAGAACAGCACAUUCACGCUUUAAUAUCCCUUUAAAGCUCUUCGAAGGUAAGCUCUGCAACAUCAAACCAGGAACAAUGCUGGCUGAACUAAUCGAGAAAACGUAUCUUAUAAUUUGGGACGAAACACCUAUGACCCAUAAGAAUGCUUUUGAGGCACUAGACAAAACGUUGAAAGACAUAGUGUCUAGGAAAAAUCCAAACGCAAUGGAUCAGAAUUUUGGCGGCAAGACAGUUCUGUUAGAUGGUGAUUUUAGACAGAUACUACCUGUAAUUCCACAAGGUAAUAGAGCUGAUACUGUCAGGGAAGGUCAUCCACAACCAGAAUCGGGAAAUGAGUAUGAGGACUACCAUGAACAAAUGAUAAUUGUCGAUAAGUCAUUGAUUCGACAGAGUUAUGUUGACCCAUUAAAAGAAGUUGUCAAUGUUGUACAUGGAGAAGUCAACAAAAUGAUGACCUCCCAAAGCUCCUACAUUGAUAAAGCUAUACUCACACCCCGUAAUGAAACCGUCGAUGAAAUCAAUGCUUAUACCAUCUCACAGACUGACGGGGUUUCAAGAGAUUACUUCAGCUCUGAUAGCUUUGAGAUAUCGGAAACUCGAUCAGAUCAAAAUGAUACAUUAUACGCGGUCGAGUAUCUCAAUUCCUUGGAAUUUUCAGGGUUGCCUUCACACAAACUCACUUUGAAAGUCGGUGCCCCAAUUAUGCUUUUACGAAACAUAAAUCAAAAAAGGGAUUAUGCAAUGGUACCCGUAUGA